UUGCUGCUCGGCUUCAGUUCUUUAAAAAGGACGUGCAAACAUUUCUUUUCUCAUCAUGAACACAUCAAACAGCACCGCAGAUGACCAGGUUUAUGCUGGGGUCUUUGGCUGCAUUAUGGUGAUAGGUCUGCCUCUCAACGCAGUCUCACUGUGGAUUCUUCUUCGCCGCCACAGCCUCAAAUCACCCAACGCUGUCUUCAUGAUCAACCUGGCACUCUCAGACCUGCUAGUCAUCAUCUCUUUGCCCAUGAGGAUCUACUUUCAUGCAACAGGCACCCAGACUUUUGGAAUUAUGACCUGUCUUAUUAACACAAUGUUCUUUCGCAACAAUAUCCGCUCCAGCACCUCCUUCAUCACCUUCAUAAGCGUGGACCGACUGCUGGCUGUGGUUUAUCCUCUGAGGUCUCGCCAUCUUCGGACCUCGUCCAAUGCCUGGAAAGGAGCAGCACUCAUCUGGGGAGUUUUCCUGGUGGUAAAUAUCCCAGAGGGCAUAGGAUUUUUAAAACACUUACAGAACCACACAGAACACAUUUGUUUUCAAUCUCAUGAAUAUAAAAGUGUAACACGAUCAGCAAUUAUUUACCUUCAGAUUGUGUUACUGGUCACAAUGCUAGCAGUCAACAUUGUGUGCACCAUUAUGGUUUCCUGGACUCUACACAACCAUCUCAGUGACUCUGCAAAGGUCAGAAACAAGGUCAACGUAAUGCUGAUUUUUGCCAUCAACUUGGUUAUAUUCUGCACAUGUUUUCUGCCUGUGCCACUACACGUAGCUACAAAAAGCAAUACCAGUAUAACUCCACUGGUAUGUCUGACUGUUUUGAGCUGCUGUCUGGAUCCUCUGAUGUAUUAUUUUUCUUUUGACUCCUUCUGGAAGAAAAAAGAGGACGUGGGAAGAGAACUAUAGAUUAGUGACCUGCUAGAGUUGCUAUCAGAUGUCCCAUGAUACAUGCCUGUUUUUUUUCACAAAGCAGCCCAUUUGUGCACAAGAUUCUUAAUUAGUUCAACCACAUGCACAGUUUUCAGCAGUUAACCAUCAAUAUUCAUUUCUUCAGUAACAUUUGUGUCAAGCCCAGAAAGUGAAAGAGUGAAAGAGGCUUGGCUUAGUGCUUUCAUGUUUUAUUUCCACUGCAACAUGACACCUUCAACCAUAGAUCGGUGGCUAACUCACUAGAAACCGUGAGAAAAACUCAGCUGCAACACUUUUUUGUGUUUGCACAGCUGCGUCCUUACUUGUCUUCAGUUUACAUUCAGUUAAUAUCCUGAUCAGUAUCAUGUAAUAAAUUUGUCAGAUUUAACACUCUGACAUGAGAAGAUGUGUCCCCCCCCCCCAAAAAAACCCCAGAGACUUCCGGAAGUCACCGCAUGUGGAACUACAUACUGUCAUGGACAUGAAACAAACCACCUUUUCUCAUACUGUUGUUGUUUUGGCCUAAUAUUUAAUCAAGACGUAUAAGUAAAAUCAAUCUCCUCAUUUCUCUUUUGGCAAAUAAAAAAGCGUAUACAUAAGAAUAACUCUGACAGAUGGGUGUGUGUAUGCAUGUAAAGUACCACAGAAAAGCUGGUUUAAAAUUGACUAAUCACAAUAUUUUGUAAAUAUUUUUGCAAACAUUACAUACAGCACUGUUCGACGCUCAUCUCGUCUGUAUGUUUUAAGUGCUUUCAUAAGACUCAGGCUUUUGUUUUAUUUGUGAGAGCCUCACUAGUGGAGCCAACGACUCAAGGCCUAAUUAAGUCCCACCAGAUGGAAGGGUGUUGGUGUAAGCCUACAACAGACUGUAACACGACUGAUUAUCUCAUCUGCAGAUUUGAAAUGAUCCAAAGGUUAUCACUGAAAAUGCUAUUAGACACUGAAGAUUGGCUGAAUUUCCUAGACUGGCCAUUACAUUUUACUGUUGUUAAUGUUCCCUAUUGUACACGCAAGUUGAUUGUGUCAAGUUCAAUAUAGUCAUCAUUUGCCAAGACCUAUUAACUUCUUUUCUUAGUCAUCAUAAUUGACUACAACUGGUAGUUUCUACUUGCCAGGAUAUAAGGAUUUGUUUGACAGCACUCACUGGACUGACCAAUACUGACAACAAUGGGAAAGUCAAAGUAACUCAGGGAAGAUCUAAGAAGGAGAACUGUAGAUUUGGGAAAGUCUCUUGGAGCCAUUUCUAAACAACUGGAGAUUCCAAGAUCAGUUUAAACAGUUCAUUGCAUGUACAAGUUAUCUGGAUGUGUCACCACUUUGCCAAGUCUUGGAAGAAGGCCCAAACCAUUACAUUCUGAUUAGAUGAAAUUGGUUACGAUGUUGAGGAACAACCCAGAAACCACAAAAGUUUAACUGUGGCAUGAACAGGCAAGUGCUGUAACACUAGGGCCAAUGUCCAGUGAGUUUUACUUCACGGUGAACUUAGAAGGUUUCAGAAAAAAGCCCAUGCUACAAAAUCAACACCUUCAAGCUGAAAUUUGCACCUGCCCACAUGAACAGGACAAAUGACUUCUGGAGUUUUAUCAUCCAAAGAAACAAUGAUUGAGCUAUUUGGCCACAAUGGCAAAAGGUAUGCUUGUUUAGGUAUGUUUAAACCUGAGGCUUUCAAACCUAAGAACACUGUACCAGACAUCAAGCAUGGUGGUGGGAGCAAUUUAGCUGUGCAUGGAGUAAUGAAGGACAAAUACCAAUAGUGUCAUGGUCCUGUGUCUUUGACCCAGUAUGUGAGUUUAUGAUGGUUUUGUGAAUCUUUCUUUUGGAUUUAACAGAUUUUCAUCUUCUUGUCCUGUAUUAGUUAGUCUGUAGUUUUGUAUUUCCUAGUGCUUCUGUGUUUAAUAUUUCUAUUUUUUUUUAUUUUUUUUUUUUGCCUGCUGUCAUGUCUGUUCUGUCUUCAGUAUCUCCUGCUGCUGUCUGUUCUGUGUUUUGUCUCUCCAGUCUGUCAUGUGUUUCCAUGUUUAUCCCCCGUCCUAAUGUCAAGCUUUUGUGUCCUUGUCUCAGUCUCUCUAUUGUUUUUUGUUGUGUGUUUUCAAGUCUCCUGGUUCUGAGUUUCCUAGUUUAGCUUUUUACCUGAUUUCUUGUAUUUUUUUAUAUCAUUUUUGAAACUUUUA
Molecule: messenger RNA, 3075 nt
Organism: Oreochromis aureus
Lineage: Eukaryota; Metazoa; Chordata; Actinopteri; Cichliformes; Cichlidae
Product: lysophosphatidic acid receptor 6-like
Exons: 1
Coding region: 56-904 (282 amino acids)
Biological process (GO): phospholipase C-activating G protein-coupled receptor signaling pathway; positive regulation of Rho protein signal transduction
Cellular component (GO): membrane
Molecular function (GO): lysophosphatidic acid receptor activity
Source: RefSeq, a predicted model, not a curated record